Erythranthe guttata (spotted monkey flower) is the source of this 1664-nucleotide messenger RNA. RefSeq names its product germacrene A synthase. Gene Ontology annotation, molecular function: magnesium ion binding; terpene synthase activity. The record is from RefSeq and is a predicted model, not a curated record. NCBI's taxonomy places the organism in Eukaryota, Viridiplantae, Streptophyta, Magnoliopsida, Lamiales, Phrymaceae. Gene Ontology annotation, biological process: diterpenoid biosynthetic process.
ACUGCUGUGAUAAUAUGGCUUCAUCAGCACUUCUUGAAAAUGAAAUUGUUCGCCCUGUUUCUAACUUCUCUCCCAGUUUAUGGGGUGAUCAGUUCAUCAAUUACACUUCUGAUCUUCAGGUGAGAGAAGAAUAUUCCGAGAGGAUUCAAGUGUUGAAGAAUGAAGUUUGGACUAUGCUGAAAGCCAAUGAGACUAAAAUUUUCGACGGUCUGAAUCUGAUCGACACGAUCGAGCGCUUAGGCAUUUCGUACCACUUCGAAAACGAGAUUGAAGAAAAAUUGGAACAAUUUUUCAAUCUGAAUACAAAUUACGAGGACGAAACCUACGAUUUGUACACCGUUUCGCUUCAUUUCCGUGUUUUCAGACAGCACGGUCACCGUAUAUCUUCUGAUAUAUUUAGAAAAUUCAAGGAUGGUGAGGGGAAAUUCAAAGAGGUUAUCAAGAGUGAUGCAAAGGGUUUGUUGAGUUUGUACGAAGCAUCGUAUCUUCGAGUGCACGAAGAGGAUAUUCUCGAAGAUGCUCUUGCUUUCGCCACAAGCAACCUUAAGUCCAUUGCACCAAAUCUAAGCUCACCCUUAAGAGAACAUGUUUUCCAUGCCCUAGUUCAACCCUUGCAUUUCGGGAAUCCGAGAAUCGAAACGCGUAAUUUCAUCUCUUUUUACGAACAAGAUGAAAACAAAAACGAAACUCUUCUUAUUUUUGCCAAAUUGGACUAUAAUCUACUGCAGAUGCUUUACAAAGACGAGCUCCGUGAAGUCUCGAGGUGGUGGAAAGAGUUGGACCUUGUUUCGAAGCUUCCGUACGCAAGAGAUCGAGUGGUCGAGUGUUACUUUUGGGCAGUGGGAGUGUACCACGAGCCUCAAUACUCUCGCGCUCGAGUCAUGCUCACUAAAACCAUUAUCAUGACUUCCAUAAUCGACGACACUUACGAUGCUUAUGGUGUUAUCGAAGAACUCAAUAUUUUCACCGACGCCAUUGAAAAGUGGGAUAUUAGCCAAAUCGAUCGACUCCCCCAAUACAUUAAACCGUUCUAUUCGGCUCUUUUGGAUCUCUACGUGCAAUUUGAAAAAGAACUAGAGCAAGAAAGAAGAUCAUAUGCCAUAACCUAUGCCAAAGAAUCUCUUAAGGAAUUGGUGAGGAGCUACCAUGUAGAAGCAAAGUGGUUCAUUGAAGGAUAUUUGCCUCCAUUCAAUGAAUAUUUGGACAAUGCUUUGAUCACAUGCACUUAUUGUUACCACACAACCACCGCUUUGCUCGGAACAAAAUCCGCAAACGAGCCCGAUUUCGAAUGGCUUAGUCAGAAACCUAAGAUGCUUGUAGCAAGUCUCAAAAUUUGUCGUCUCAUUGAUGAUAUCGCUACUUAUGAGGUUGAGAAGGCAAGAGGACAAAUAGCUACCGGAAUUGAAUCCUACAUGAAGGAAUUUGGAGCAACUAAGGAAGAAGCAAUGGACAAAUUUUUCGAAAUAGCAACAAAUUCAUGGAAAGAUACGAACGAGGAGUGUUUAAAGCCGUCGUCUCACCCAAGGGAUGUUUUAAUGAGAAUCCUUAAUCUUGAAAGAAUAAUCGAUGUCACUUACAAGAACAACGAAGAUGGAUACACUCAACCCGAAAAGGUCCUUAAACCUCACAUCGUUGCCUUGUUCGUCGACCCCAUCAAGAUUUAA